Molecule: messenger RNA, 1476 nt
Organism: Kockovaella imperatae
Lineage: Eukaryota; Fungi; Basidiomycota; Tremellomycetes; Tremellales; Cuniculitremaceae
Product: WD40-repeat-containing domain protein
Exons: 8
Coding region: 125-1432 (435 amino acids)
Biological process (GO): mRNA export from nucleus
Cellular component (GO): THO complex part of transcription export complex
Molecular function (GO): protein binding
Source: RefSeq, a predicted model, not a curated record
UCAUGGCGGACACUUCCUAAUGGUUGAUUAGUAUUGGGACGGACCUCAUUACAAGACCAGAAGCUAAUGACUUAUCGGCCUCGGACAUGUGUUUCGAGUUCAUCCAUCCUCUGUAAACUGUAUCAUGGUCAACGAGUCCGAGACGAACAAGGUAGACUUCUUUGCUUACAACCAGUUCUCGGCUCGAGACCUGCCCGUUCCUCGAUUCGGCAAACCUCAGCUGAUUACGGGCGGUGUGAGCAAACCCGUGCGCAGUAUCGCCUGGAGUUGCGAUGGAAAGCGGUUGGCGACGGGUACAGAGUUCAAAGGGUUGAGGAUAUGGGAAACGCGGACGAGCAGUCCAUCGUCCUCUAGGCCGACACCUCACAACGGGCAUAUCGCUUCACUCGCAUUCUCACCUGUGGAUCCCAACAUCCUCGUCUCAGGAUGCAAAUCAUCGUCUGCUGGUGCAGUUGUAGCAGUCUGGGAUCUGACUUCCCCGAAAGAGGCCAUUGCGACGUUCAACAUCAGUGGGGAUGUCCUUCACCUAGCGUUUCAUCCAUCUGGGCAGCAUUUUGCAGUCGUGUGCCCGAGAAGUAAUCGAGACGAGGUGUUCUUCUACCAUCUGACGGAACGUGAUGGGACACAGGUGUGGGCGAUGCGAGAGGAUAUAGGCAUGGGCGGUCCGGGGGUGGAUAUUGGCUUUGAAGAGAUCAACUCGUUGCGCUUCAGCAAUAGUGGAAAACUCGUUUGUGCAGUCUCAAACGAUGGAUCGAUCAACGCCUGGGCGUAUCCCCAACGGCCGCGACAGCUCAAACUCGAUGAACCGCUGGACAAUGUCGGAGCCGGAAAGGGUGCAGCGGAGACACUAGGCUCGACUCCAAGAUCAGGAACACCAGAUAGGGAUGAAGGCGAAAAACCUCCAGCAGAGAACGAUGUGGAGAUGGCGGAUGACUCGGCUGCUCAAGCAGAUCCAGUAGAGGCAGACGGCAAGGCCAUGGCGCCUGUGCAAUUGGCCACCCUGUCGGCUCAAGAAAUUGAACAGGAGAAGAAGCGGGCGAGACAGCUCCAACGCCUGAGGCAUGCCGUGUGCCAUAGCGCAUCGUUGUUGGCUCUCGCUUUCGAUCCAUUAGGAAGAUUCCUUGCGGCUGGAGGUCAGGACGCACUCCUGAGUCUCCUCGAUACGCGUGAAUGGAUCUGUCAACGGACAUUCGAUGCUUGCACCGGAGCCAUUCGGCACCUCGCUUUCUCUCCGGACGGCGAAUUAAUAGCUAUUGGCGGGGACGACAAUUAUAUCGCAGUGGUAUCCAUCUUCUCGGGUCAGACCAUUGCCAAACUGCUCUUCUCUGGUGCCGUCAUGGCCCUGUGUUGGCAUCCGAAAAAGAAUUGGCUCGCUUGGAGUGUCACGGGCAAGUCGACCAUGCCGCAGUGGUAUGUGGCGUAUCAGGAGUGACAGGGGAUGUCUCAUGCAUAUUAUAACAAGGACAAGGUCUUCAG